UCCAGUGACUUCUAAACAGCGGACAGUAAGCAAGUCCUCUUUGCAUGUCAUUCCUGUCGCCAUAUUCUCCUCCCUGGGGUCAAAAAGAGCUGCCAGUCUCCCUACUACCCCUACUUAUCUGCUCAGCCUGGUUGCAGUGUAGCUACCACCAUGAGCAGUGCCACUUACCACAUCUCCAGCUUGCUGGAGAAGAUGACAUCGAGUGACAAGGACUUCAGAUUUAUGGCCACUAAUGAUCUUAUGCUAGAACUGCAAAAAGACUCCAUCAAACUGGAUGAGGACAGUGAGAGAAAAGUGGUGAAGAUGCUUCUUAAGUUGCUGGAGGAUAAAAACGGAGAAGUGCAGAACUUGGCAGUGAAGUGCCUGGGUCCUCUAGUGGGAAAGGUGAAAGAAUAUCAGGUAGAGACCAUAGUGGACACGCUAUGUAGCAACAUGUUAUCAGAUAAGGAACAACUGAGAGAUAUCUGUAGCAUUGGUUUAAAGACUGUCAUAUCUGAACUCCCCCCAUCAAGUGCAGGGUCAGUGCUGGCUGCUAACGUGUGCAGGAAAAUCACUGGUCAGCUGACCGAAGCCAUCGGGAGACGAGAGGAUGCAGCAGUGCAGCUGGAGGCUCUGGACAUCUUGUGUGACAUGUUAGGAAGGCUUGGCGGAAGCCUCUUCACUUUCCAUCCCUCCAUCCAAAGUUGCCUUCUGCCCCAACUCACUAGCCCCCGGCUUGCUGUUAGGAAGAGGGCGGUCCUGGCUCUUGGGUACCUAGUGCACACCAGCAGUGCGACUUUGUUCACUGAACUUAUAGAACAUCUCGUGAGCGAAAUGAAAAAGAACAAGUCUACUUCGACUACAAGGACCUACAUUCAGUGUGUGGCAACCAUCAGCUGGCAGGCAGGGCACAGAAUAGGCCCGCACCUAGAGAGGAUUGUCCCUCUGGUUGUGGGGUUCUGUAAGGUUGAGGAUGAUGAGCUACAGGAGCAAUGCUUCCAAGCACUUGAGUCCUUCAUCAGACGCUGCCCCAAAGAGAUCUCUUCAUAUGUCCCCACUGUGAUUGAGCUGUGCCUAAAAUACAUUGCAUAUGAUCCCAACUACAAUUAUGACAGUGAAGAGGAGGAUGAGACCAUGGAGACAGAAAGUGAAGAAGAACAAGAAAGUGACAAUGAGUACAGUGACGAUGACGAUAUGAGUUGGAAGGUUCGGCGUUCUGCAGCCAAGUGCUUGGAAUCUCUGGUCAGCUCUAGGAUGGACCUGCUUCCUGAAUUUUACCGCACUGUGGCCCCUGCAAUUGUUCUGCGAUUUAAAGAGAGAGAAGAGAAUGUUAAAGUGGAUAUCUUCUCUGCGUACAUUGCUCUACUGAGGCAGACACGCUCUGCACAGAGCUGGAAACAGAUCCCCGAGGAUUCAUGCAAAGGAGAUGCUACACUUAGUGCACUGCAGAAUCAGGUUCCAACCGUGAUGAAGUGUUUGCACAAACUUCUAAGGGACAAGAGUAUCAAGUCCCGUCAGGGCUGCUUUGCUGUACUCACGGAAUUAACCAGUGCUCUGCCAGGCUGUCUGUCCCAGCAUAUCCCAACUCUCAUCCCAGGACUUGUAUUUUCCCUUACUGACAAAACCAGCAGCUCCAACAUGCGCCUGGACACUCUAAGCUUUCUUCAUGUCUUGCUCUGCAGUCACCCGCUGGGAUGCUUCCAGUCGCACCUUCCUUCAAUUUUGCCUCCAGUAGUUACUUGCAUAUCUGACCCUUUCUACAAAAUAACUUCUGAGGCCCUGCUUGUGGCCCAGCAGCUGGUUAUAGUGAUGCGGCCGUUGGACCAGGCUAAAUCCACUCCCCCCUCACCUUAUCUAAAAGAGUUAUUCAGCGCAACCCUAAAGAGGCUACAAGCAACAGACAUAGAUCAGGAGGUGAAGGAGCGGGCUCUGUCCUGCAUGGGGCAGCUCAUUUGCCACCUAGGCGAUCAGCUGGGAGGUGACCUUCAGCCCACCCUCCAGCUUAUCCUAGAACGGCUCCGUAAUGAGAUCACACGACUCACAGCUGUGAAAGCACUUACCCUUAUUGCAGGAUCUCCACUGAAGGUAGACUUAAGGCCACUACUUAAAGAUGCCUUGCCCAUCCUAGCCUCCUUCCUGCGCAAAAACCAGCGUGCACUGAGACUUGGUACUCUUUCUGCCCUAGGGGUGCUGGUUAAGAAUUACAGUGACUGCCUGAAACCUCCCAUGGUGGACCCCUUGCUAGGGGAGUUGCCCACACUCUUAGCUGAGUCAGAUAUGCACGUGGCUCAGGUCACUGUGGACUUCCUGAUAAUCCUAGUUACAGCACAUCCAGCGUCCCUCCCUAAAUUGGCUCCUUGUGUCCUCCCCCAGCUGUUUCAACUAGUUCACUCACCCCUCCUACAGGGUGGUGCCCUCACUUCCAUUCUUUCCUUCUUACGUGCACUGGUUCAAAGCCAUACCCCUCACCUUGGCUAUGCAGAAAUCCUAAAGCAGUUGACAGCACCUGUAUAUUCUUCAGGGCCAACACUUCACAAACAGUCCUUCCACUCUGUCGCUAAAUGCGUAGCCGCUCUGGCAGGGGUUUGUCCCAAGGAGUCGGCAUCCUCCAUCAAUCAGUUUAUCCAAGAUGCUAAGAACCCACGAGUUGGAGAUUCUGUAAAAGUAUUGGCCUUUCUAACUCUAGCAGAGAUCGGGCAUGAAAGAAGCUUGGGAGCUCAUCAGAAAGAGCUAAAAAGUGUAAUUCUGGAAGCAUUUGCAUCAUCCAGUGAAGAGGUUAAAUCUGCAGCCUCCUACGCAUUGGGAAAUGCAAGUGUAGGGGGCCCCGCUGACUUUUUACCAUUCUUACUUCAUGAGAUUGGGGGUCAGCCUCGGAGGCAGUAUCUCCUGCUACAUUCACUCAAAGAAGCUCUUACGUCUCUCCCCAGUGAGGAGCUAAGGCCUUAUCAGGAAGAUGUUUGGGGUCUGUUACUGCAGCACUGUGAAGCACCAGAGGAGGGAACAAGGAAUGUAGUGGCCGAAUGCCUCGGGAAACUAACUCUGGUGAACCCUGCUCAGCUGCUACCCAGAUUGUGCAAGCAGCUUGCCUCAGGUUCUCCAUACACCCGAAGCACUGUAGUCACUUCCAUCAAAUUCACCAUAUCGGACCAGCCGGCACCAAUUGAUACCUUGCUCCAGGGAUGCAUAGGAGAUUUUCUAAAGACCUUACAGGACUCUGAUGCCAAUGUACGCCGUGUGGCACUGGUCAUGUUUAAUUCUGCAGCUCACAACAAACCAUCUCUUGUUAGGGGAUUGCUGAAAAAGGUCCUACCCCCUCUGUACAAUGAGACCAGAGUCAGAAGAGAGCUGAUCCGGGAGGUAGAGAUGGGUCCCUUUAAGCACACAGUUGAUGAUGGUCUGGACGUGCGGAAAGCUGCCUUUGAGUGUAUGUAUACACUGCUAGAGAGCUGCCUGGACCAGCUGGAUAUCUAUGAGUAUUUAAACCAUGUGGAGGAUGGACUCAAAGAUCAUUAUGACAUUAGGAUGCUGACCUUCAUUAUCCUCACACGCUUGUCCGCACUAUGUCCUAGCGCUGUACUCCAGCGCUUAGACCAACUGAUUGAGCCACUUAGGGCCACCUGCACAACUAAGGUGAAAGCCGGAUCUGUCAAGCAAGAGUUUGAGAAACAAGAUGAAUUGAAACGAUCAGCAAUGCGAACUAUAACUGCACUGCUGUCAGUCCCAGAUGUGGAGAACAGCCGGCCUAUGUCAGACUUCUUGUCUUAUAUAAGAGCCAACCCAGAGUUGUCCUCACUGUUUGAGAACAUCCAGAAAGACUCAGUGACAGUGUGCAGCCCAGAGGCCAUGGAUAUAAGCUAAACCUCUGCAACACCUUCCCACGACACUGUGCUGCUUCAUAACCCAAAGAGCAUCAUCUGCUGGUGUCCCAAAGCUGCACUGGGAGAACUGUGACUAAGACACUAAAAGGAGCAAGCAGGCUAUGCACAUAGCAAAAUGGCCGCCUUGACAGUUCACAACACGCUGCAACGUUAGCAAAGACACCAAACUGUUACAUAAAGUUAGAGACCGAGUUUCAUGGUGACACAAAGUUAUAAAUAUCAGAAAACUGAAACGAGGCAUUUUUUUUCUGCUUUAAAAAAAAAAAAAGUAGGGGUUUAUAAUCCUGCUUUAAGGUGAAAACGUGCAACUUACAGUACAGCUCCGCAUGUAGACCUUUGAGUUUAUAGUCCUGGUUUGUGAAGAACUUAAUGCAGGAAUAUAUAGACAAGAGUAUUUAUUUGGAAUUCUAGCUUAAUUCUAUGCACUUAACCAUGAAUGUGCCAUUUGCAGUUGAUUCUUUAUGUAAGAGAAAUCUUAGAACAUUUGAUUUCUUGCAUGUCCACUGAAUGUAACCUAAUCAAGCCAUAGGAAAGGACAGACUAGAGAUACCGGCCACAAUCUGUACAUCUCAUUGCAAACCUUAGUUUAAGCAAUUAUCUUAAAGGGACAGUCUAGUCAAAAUGAAACUUUCAUAAUUCAGAUAGGACAUGACAUUUUAAACAACUUUCCAAUUGACUUUUAUAAUCAAAUUUGCUUUGGUCCCUUGGUGGUAUUUUUGAAAAGCUAAACCUAGGUAGGCUCAAACUGAUUUCUAAACCGUUGAAAACCGCCUCUUAGCUCAGAGCAUUUUGAAAGUUUUCCACAGUUAGACAGUACUAGUUCAUGUGUGCCAUAUAGAUAACAUUGUGCUCACUCCCGUGGAGUUAUUUAGGAGUCUGCACUGAUUGGCUAAACUACAUAUCUGUCAACAGCACUGAGAUAAGUGGGCAAGUCUGCAGAGGCCCAGAUACAAGGUAAUCACAGAUGUAAAACAAAUAUUGGUAUAACUAUGUAUGCAGAUUGUCUAUCUUUUUAAACAAUAAAAAUUCUGGUGUAGACUGUCCCUUUAAGGGUGGAGCCCAGCAUACUCUGGGGCAAUGAUGGCGAACCUAGGCACACCAGAUGUUUCAGAACUACACCAGAUGUUUCAGAACUUCAGAACUGUCCAGUUGAGCAUCAUGGGAAAUGUAGAUCUUGAGUGCUAAGGUUCGCCAUCACUGUUCUAGGGAAACAAAUGUUAACUUGGCUAUUGUUUAAUUUAAAGUUGCCAAGCCUUUCACUUGUACGCAAAAUUUCAGUUAUAGUAACAUUCUAAUAAAAGAGUAUUGCAAUUUCCCUCUCACCUAUGUAUUUAGGCCCUGAUGAAAUUAACUGGCAGUCACAGCUAUUGUUGCCAAGAAAAGUGCAGGCCACAAGCGUUUUCAAAUUAGUGCUCUACCCUUACCUGGAGAGGCGGAGCAGUUUGUUUGAAUGUGCUGUUAACACGGCAACCGUUUUUCCCUCUUUUCUACUAGCACUUAAAGACAGCCAGCCACUAUACAGAGCCUUUCCAGCAUCAUCACACAAGUAGACGGCAUGUGCUGUUAGUGCUAAUGAAAGCAGUGUCUAUUCAGUCCCUUAAAAAGGGGAUUAAAAAAACAAGUUAAUAUUUAGGAUAGUCUUGUUUAUCACCUGCGCUAGAAGGCUGCCUUAUGUUUAACGUUUUUAUUGUUUGAAACGUACCUGAUAUUCUGAAAAGUGCUACCUUUGUGACAUUGUGUAUUUAUAAAAUGACACCUAUAUGCUCAGAAA
Molecule: messenger RNA, 5628 nt
Organism: Bombina bombina (fire-bellied toad)
Lineage: Eukaryota; Metazoa; Chordata; Amphibia; Anura; Bombinatoridae
Product: cullin-associated NEDD8-dissociated protein 1
Exons: 14
Coding region: 151-3837 (1228 amino acids)
Biological process (GO): SCF complex assembly; protein ubiquitination
Cellular component (GO): nucleus
Source: RefSeq, a predicted model, not a curated record